AUGACAAGAGAAAUAGCAAAAGUUCGAGCAAGUUUAUUCCAAAUAAAUGGAGUUAAGAAAGAACCACUCGUACUACCAGAGCCUGAAGGCGUGGUCACCACACUCACAGAAAAAGUUUACGUGCCAGUAAAAGAACAUCCAGAUUUCAACUUCGUUGGAAGGAUUCUAGGGCCCAGGGGUAUGACAGCUAAGCAGCUAGAACAAGAGACAGGAUGCAAAAUUAUGGUCAGAGGAAAAGGUUCAAUGAGGGAUAAGAAAAAGGAGGACGCAAACAGAGGAAAACCCAAUUGGGAGCAUUUGGCUGACGACCUCCACGUCUUACUCACAGUUGAGGACACUGAGAACAGGGCGAAGAUAAAGUUGGCCAGAGCUGUCGAUGAAGUCAAACGCCUGCUUGUACCUCAAGCUGAUGGCGAAGAUGAGCUCAAGAAGCGUCAGUUGAUGGAGUUGGCGAUCAUAAACGGCACAUACCGCGACUCCAGCACCAAGGCGGUGGUACCCGUCAACGACGAUCCCACAGCGGACGAGGAGUGGCGGCGUGUGGCAGCGGCCGCAGCGGAGACUCAGCGUCUGCUGGCACCAGGCGGCGGCGUGGGAGGUGUGGGAGGCGUAGCGCUCAGGACACAGGCCCCGCUUGGCGCGCCACUCAUCCUGUCACCGCGCAUGUCGCAAGGCGCGCAGGCCGGCCUGCUCAACGGUUCAGGCGCACAGGCCGCCGCUGGUUUGCUGUCUCCCGGAGAGCCCGCGCACCAGCUCAUCUACGCCUCUCCUUACGACUACGCCAACUACGCCGCGCUGACCGCCGCCGCCAACCCGCUGCUCACCACCGAGUACGCCGCCGCUGACCAUACGGGUGUGGUGAGGAGGGCGCAACGGCUCGCGCAGGUCAGGGAGCACCCUUACCAGCGCACUGCCUUACCGGCGCCUUAAUUCCCGCCAAAACGCUCUCACGCCGCCAUUUUGUUCACAAGGUGAGUGCUAACGGCGCCGAGGAACUAACAGGAGUCGCGGCCGGCCGCUCCACGCCGGCCCCCUAUGUCGCCGCGUAACAUACUCAUCGGAACAUCGACCACCAUGUAGCUAUUAGCUGUUGGGCCUUUCACGUUUAACAUUAUACUAUGUAUUAUAAUAGUCUAACUAUUAACAUUUAUAUGCCUGUUAUGUUUAUAACAUGAUGAACUUUAUUAACAUUUUAUAUAAUUUUUAUGAAAUGGCACACGCCAUCGACUAUAUUUACUAUAUUGUAUCUUAUUGUACUUCUGUUGUCGCUUGAACGUGUUGUUGUUGAAGCACGAGUGUUGUUAGGUUACCCGGAUGAAUCACGGCGUUAAAUGUGCUACCUAUAUAUUUCAUUGAAUAGUUAUUUAUAGUUUUUUAUUUAAAGUUAUUUAAAUAGAGUAUAUUUUUUAAAAUUUGCACCUUUAGCGCCGUCCCUAUAAAAAAGAUGGUUUGAGUAAAAUUUUUACUUCUAACGAAAGCUUAAUUCAUGC
This is a messenger RNA of Spodoptera littoralis (African cotton leafworm), 1490 nucleotides long. The record is from the annotation of a GenBank genome assembly. Lineage: Eukaryota; Metazoa; Arthropoda; Insecta; Lepidoptera; Noctuidae.